Messenger RNA from Sceloporus undulatus (fence lizard), 1308 nucleotides. RefSeq names its product solute carrier family 22 member 18 (gene SLC67A1). Lineage: Eukaryota; Metazoa; Chordata; Lepidosauria; Squamata; Phrynosomatidae. The record is from RefSeq and is a predicted model, not a curated record. Gene Ontology annotation, molecular function: transmembrane transporter activity. Gene Ontology annotation, biological process: transmembrane transport.
UGCACACAGUCCCUGUGAAGUACAAACCAGGAAGUUUGGUCUUCCUUUCCUUUCACAACUCUUUGACAGCAAGUACAAACAGAGAAGAGCCCUUUAUGUUCAGCAGAACCCUAUGCUGUCGUCAACUAUUAGGUUGUGAAAGUUCAUUUUGACUUUCAUUCCUCUGGUGAAAGCAGUUGUGUUGGACAGCUUCUCCUGUGCAGCAUGAAGGCAGCAGCUCUUUCUGAAACAGCACAACAAAGAGUGAAAGUGAGAGAAGAGCCUUUGGAAAAAGGUGAUCAGGACAGAACAGUAAAUAUGACCUCAACGCAAUGGGUGAUCCAAGUUACGUACCUGAUUACAGCCGUGGACCUGAGCUGCAUGUUCAUGCAGAUUGGGAUUGUACCAUAUUUAGCAACAAGCCUUGGUUUGGAUGCAGUUGGAUUUGGUUACUUGCAAACACUCUUUGGUAUUCUUCAACUUCUAGGAGGUCCCAUAUUUGGGAGAUUUGCAGACCAGUCUGGAACCAGGGCUGCCUUAACUCUUUCAUAUCUAGCUGGAUCUUUGUGCUUCUUCCUUCUCUCUCUGUCCACCAGCGUCCCGAUGCUCUUUCUUUCCAGAUUUCCAUCCAUCUUUAUGCAUGGACUACCAGGUGCUCAGAUGGUCAUAACAGAUUUGACCACUCCUGCCAAACGUGCUGAUGCUCUAGGAAAACUUGGGCUCUGUUUUGGAGUAGGAAUAAUCGUUGGAUCUUCCCUUGGUGGCAUCAUGGCCACAAAUUUUGGAGUUUACUUUCCUUGCUAUGUGGCCCUAACUGGAUGCCUUCUGUGUGCUGCAAUUGUCCUCAUCUUUAUUCCUGCUCAGACAAAGCCACCAGUGAAAGGAGACACCACCCAAGAGAAGAGCAGUUCCCAGUCCAGUAGUGUCUUCAACCUCACAGAAAUCAUCCACCUAAUGAAGCUUCCAGGAGUAAUGGAUGUCUUUUUAAUCAAAGUACUUUCAGGUCUUCCUACAGGUGUGUUCCUGAUGAUGUUUUCCAUCAUAUCUAUUGAUUUCUUUGGACUGGAAGCAGCUCAGUCUGGAUAUCUGAUGUCCUAUUGUGGGAUCUUCCAAAUGGUUGUCCAGGGCUUAGUCACUGGAAAGUUAACUAGUCGCUAUACAGAGCGGGCUCUGCUCAUGCUGAGUGUCUUAGUCUUCUGUGGAGUUGGCGUUGGUAUGGUCCUGAUGACCAAUGUGUUCCAUUAUUGCAUCAUUGUGGCCCCCAUGGUCUCCUUCAGUAUGAUUGGCAUCAUUACUGACAUUAUCCUGACAAGUCCGUCCCUGCUUUGA